Molecule: messenger RNA, 3531 nt
Organism: Myotis myotis
Lineage: Eukaryota; Metazoa; Chordata; Mammalia; Chiroptera; Vespertilionidae
Gene: OSBPL2
Product: oxysterol binding protein like 2
Exons: 15
Coding region: 737-2254 (505 amino acids)
Cellular component (GO): membrane; cytosol; intracellular membrane-bounded organelle
Molecular function (GO): cholesterol binding
Source: RefSeq, a predicted model, not a curated record
CCCAGCCCGGACCCCGGCCCGGAACCCGCAUCGCCGGGAACGGCUCCCGGCCUCGGGCGGUUGGGCGGCGAGGAGGCCGGACCGGGCCCGGGUAGCCCGAGCCCGGAGCCUACCCCCCGGCGAGCAGGCCCCGGCCCUGGAGUCUCGGCCGCGAGGGAACUUGGGAGGAAAGUUGGCGCUGGUGGCGGGGCGUUGGGCCUAGGUCCCGGGCGGCAGCCGAGACCCCGCGUCGCCAGGCAACUGUGGUCCCAGCCAGACCUGCCGCCGCAGCCGGAAGUCGGGUUCGGGGCGAACUCGGAGGCCGGGGCGCCUGCUGGCCUCGGUCGCUGUCGGGGUCAUCCAUACGGUGGGCUCGCCGGCCGGGGGGGCAUUUGGACCCCUCGCUUCACUCGCAUAUUUGAGCAGCUCUUACCUGAGGUGAUGAUGACAUGUAGCAGUUGUUCCAGGAUGGCCAGAAGCACCUUAUAGUUGCUUCAUCCACGUGGUCUUCGCAACAACCUGCGAGACCAGUGCUGACAUGAGCCUCCACUGCGAGACCAGUGCUGCAUGCCACUCACGUGGCAGCUGAGGAAUGGAGAGGCGAAGUAACGUACUCUACAUCCCGCAGCAAUCUGCACCACCUAUUGGAUUUCACCCCACAAAGCUCCCCGUGUGAAGCACCUGACACCGUCCAUGUAGACCAGGCAAUGAUUCAGUAGGAGACUGCAGGUCGGGGCAGGGCUCCUGGCUGCCGAGGAUGAACGGGGACGAGGAGUUCUUUGAUGCCGUCACAGGCUUUGAUUCUGAUAACUCUUCUGGGGAAUUUUCAGAGGCCAGUCAGAGAGCCCCCGGAGGGCUGCCUGUGGACACCAGCAAAAGCAACGGCAUUGGGGAAGCUGGGGAGAGGCCCCCGCAGGAGAAUGGGAUUCAGAGACACAGGACGUCCUUGCCGGCCCCGAUGUUCACCAGGAGUGACUUCAGUGUGUGGGGGAUCCUGAAGAAGUGCAUCGGCCUGGAGCUGUCCAAGAUCACGAUGCCCAUUGUCUUCAACGAGCCCCUGAGCUUCCUGCAGCGGAUCACGGAGUACAUGGAGCACAUCUACCUCGUCCACAGAGCCUCCCGCCAGCCCCAGGCCCUGGAGAGGAUGCAGUGUGUGGCUGCCUUUGCGGUGUCGGCGGUGGCUUCCCAGUGGGAGAGGACUGGCAAGCCGUUCAACCCACUCCUGGGAGAGACAUACGAGCUGAUCAGGGAAGACCUAGGGUUCAGGUUCAUAUCUGAGCAGGUCAGCCACCACCCCCCUGUGAGUGCAUUUUACUCCGAAGGUCUCUGUCAGGACUUCCUGUUCCACGGCUCCAUCUACCCGAAGCUCAAGUUCUGGGGGAAGAGCGUGGAAGCGGAGCCCCGGGGCACCAUCACACUGGAGCUUCUCAGACACAAUGAGGCCUACACCUGGACCAACCCUACCUGCUGUGUGCACAACGUGAUUAUCGGGAAGCUCUGGAUAGAGCAGUACGGGACGGUGGAAAUCCUAAACCACAGGACUGGAGACAAGUGUGUGCUUCACUUCAGACCGUGCGGGUUGUUUGGAAAAGAGCUUCACAAAGUGGAAGGACACAUUCAAGACAAAAACAAAAAGAAGCUGUUCAUCAUCUACGGCAAGUGGACGGAGUGUUUGUGGGGCAUUGACCCUGCGGCGUACGAGUCCUUCAGGAAGCAGGAGCGGAGGGGCGAGCCCCCGAGGAAGGCACAGUCGGGCAUCAGCAUGGAGGACGCUGACACUGAAGUGGUGGACGCCGUGCCUGAGGUCCAGGACACUGUGCAGGUCAUUCCAGGCAGCAGGCUCCUCUGGAGAAUCAAUACCCGGCCCCCCAACUCUGCCCAGAUGUAUAACUUCACCAGUUUCACUGUUAGUCUCAAUGAACUGCAGACGGGCAUGGAGAAGAUCCUGGCCCCCACAGACUGCCGUCUGCGUCCCGACAUCCGCAGCAUGGAGAACGGCAACAUGGGGUUUUUGAACAAGGGAGACCAGGAGGGUCACCACCCACCUGACUCCUCACCCAGCCAUGUGUGCUUGGGCCUAGAUCUGGCGAGCCAGGAGAAGGAGCGGCUGGAGGAGAAGCAGAGGGAAGCCCGGAGGGAGCGGGCCAAGGAGGACACAGAGUGGCAGACAAGGUGGUUCCACCAGGGCAGGAAUCCGCACACUGGGACCCCCGACUGGCUGUACUCAGGGGGCUACUUCGAGCGGGAUUUCUCAGGCUGCCCGGACAUCUACUGAUGUGCCCUGGGACCCAGACCCCUGCCAGGCUGGACCCCGCCACGGGCUCCUCUGAGCUCUGGGUACGGCAGCACCAGCCUUUCUAAGGACCAUGUUCACGGAGAAAGCGCCAUCCCGGCUGAGGACUCAAUCCUAAUUAACUUUUGAUUGCCAACCAUUCAUUACUGUUGCCGUCUCUUCAUAAAGCUUCCCUUGGGAUCAUCAUGUUUUCAUUAAGAUUUGAGAAGGAACAUUCUUCAGCUCCUUUAUGUGACGUGCCAGCUGGGGCAUCUCAACUGGCAGCAGCCUGAUGACCAAUUAGAAACUAGCGGAAGGAACAGCAAGGAGGGGCCAUGUUCCUCCUCAGAGUGCAGCGUUACGAGUGUCCAAAAGUAGUUUAAAUUGGAACCAAUAACAGAAAAGACAGAUCUUGAAACUAACCCUGCAGUGAGCUCUCUGCGGCCAGGAACGCUGUCUGCGCCGGGAACAAAGUGAGUGUUUCAGAGCGUCGGAUUAAAUGACAUGGGUCGCUGUCGGGUUCUGUGUUUUCUUGCCAACUUUCAAUGAUGUAAAGAUAACUUUUAUAUAUUUAAGUUAAAGCUGCUUGACUAGGAUUUGCUGAAGAGCAAGACAUGCAUUAAUCUCCAGCUGUAUACGCAAAAGGAAGCAUUGCCAUGACAGGGGUCCAGAAACAUGGCAAGUUGUUGACCAAGUCCCCAGACGGCUCCCAGCUUUGAAGGGAGCCCUGCCUCUGACCCUGUCUGCUCUUUUCACCAGGGCUGCACUGUCACUGCAGGCCAAACCAUGUCACAAAACAAGUCAUUCAUUAGAACAUUUGGUCUGUAACCACAGCACUGUGUCCUUGUUUUCCCAGCAUGCGUGUUUGAAACACAGGAUACAGGAGGCCACACCUGGUGUGCACUGGGGGGUCAGAGCAGAGGCUACUUACAGGUGAAUUAGGGUUAUUGUACAGAACACAGGUGUGCAUCCAUCUCUGCACAUGUCCUGAUCAGGUGACUGUUUUCUUUCUGUAGAAAUAUCAACACGUAGAUCAUGGUACCACUCUCUGAAUGGAAGACAAUCUGCUGCAUGCGGGCGCACACACACAAACUCACACGUGUGCACACAUGCAUGUGUGUACAUGCGUGCUCUCACAUGCAUACCCACAUGUGUGCACAUGUACACACGCACACAUGCACACACAGUUGUAUGGAGUGGUGGGUUCCCUCUGAGAGGGUGUCACUGUUGUGUGUCCAGGCUUCAGAAUCACAUUUGUAAUUAAAACUUUUGAAAGCGAA